Malassezia sympodialis ATCC 42132 is the source of this 924-nucleotide messenger RNA. Its product is annotated as lipase family protein. The record is from RefSeq and is a predicted model, not a curated record. Gene Ontology annotation, biological process: lipid metabolic process. Lineage: Eukaryota; Fungi; Basidiomycota; Malasseziomycetes; Malasseziales; Malasseziaceae.
AUGUUCUUCAGUCGCAUUGCUGCCCUCGCGCUUAGCGCUUUCGCAAUUAGCAGCGUGAGUGCCGCUGCUAUUGAGCGUCGUGCUCAGACGUCGACCACUCAGCCUGUUGAUGUGCCCUACAACGUGGAUAUGAUCUCUCAGGCAGCUGGUCUUGUUCAGCAGUCGUACUGCAAGCCUGGUAGCUACGAGGCUGGCCUGGAGGUUGGUGACUCGAAGCUGCUCUGGUCGACUGGUGAUGGUAACUUCCGUCAGCGUGUCUUGAUCUACCACUCUAAGAGCCUUGGUAUUGCUGUUGCUUUCGAGGGUACCAACACAUCGUCUCUGCUGUCGGAUGCCAACGAUGUUCUGUUCUGGCAUGACCUCCCGAACUCGCGCUACAGCGAGUACAUGCCUAACGGUAUUAGGCUCAUGCACGGCUUCCAGGAAGCUUACAUUAAGCUUGUGGACGAUGUCAUGCCCGCCAUCAAGAAGUACAAGAGUCAAUACAAUGAAUCGCGUGUUACUGUGAUUGGUCACUCUCUGGGUGCCGCUAUUGGUCUUAUUGCUUCCAUGGAUGUUCACUACCGUAUUGAUUCGGGUCUGUACAAGUCUUACCUGUUUGGUCUCCCUCGUGUUGGCAACCACGUAUUCGCUGAUCUGGUUGACAAGACCAUUGGUCACAAGCUGCACUGGUUUGUGAGUGGUCGCGACUGGGUUCCGUCGGUGCCUCCUCGUGAGUUUGACUACCAGCACCCCUCGAACUAUGUCUGGAUCUACCCUGCCAACAGCACUAACUGGAAACUCUACCCUGGUCAGGAGAACGUGCAUGGCUUCCCUACUGUCAGCCAAGAGUGGGGUGUGUUUGACGAUCACCAGGGUGUUUACUUCCACACUCAGAUUGGUGCUUCCUUGGGUCGCUGCCCGGCUACUGUCGGUCAGGACUAA